AUGAAUGCUCAAUUAAGAUCCUUGCACAAGCUCCUUGUUCAGUCGUCAAAGUGGUACGAUCGUCGUUUGCCAACGAGUAUAUCCAGAGCCAGUAGCAGCAACAGCAACAACCAGAGAACCUUGCAUUUCAUACCAUUGUCUCGUCAUGGGUCUCCACGCACCCCCAUCUACAAUUGGCGACAUAACACCACUUUACGUUCUAUGCACGGUCCACCACCUCCACCACCACGACCUCGUGAUCCACGUCGACUAGCGAGAUUGGAACAAAAUGCGAAUGCUGCAGCUGAUAAUCCUGCAAUUCAAGCAGAGUUAUACAAGGAAUUGCGGUUGGCAAGGAGACCCGAUCAGGUGAUUUCACGCUUUGAACGAGGGCGAUUUGCGCAUGAUGAAGAAUGCUACAAGCAAUAUAUUGCCGCACUUGUUGAAACGGGCCAACAACACAAAGUGAUCCCUGAUAUUAUGCAGCGUCUUGGUCGUCAAGGAGGAGAGAAAGCCGAGUUGGCAGAUGUGCUUGCUGGUGGUGGUUCACGUGGAGCUGCUGGUGAACUUGCUUCUGGACGUACUCAAAAAGAUCCUGUCUAUGUGGUGGUAGAAGAAGCACGUGGAUAUAUCAUGUGGCGGAUUUUACGCUGGUUGGGUGUUACGGUGACCUACGCAUUCUGCUUCUUGACAGUAUUAUCACUUGCCAUGGAGAACUCGGGUUUCUUGAAAACAACAACUGCACCACAGACUGAAUAUGAACCAUCAUCACAACAGGUGGUCAAGUUUAGCGAUGUUCAAGGAUGCGAUGAGGCAAAGCAGGAGCUGGAGGAACUUGUUCAAUUCCUAAAGAACCCACACAAGUUUACAGAAUUGGGAGGAAAGCUACCAAAGGGUGUACUAUUGACGGGUCCUCCAGGCACAGGAAAGACACUAUUGGCAAGAGCUGUGGCAGGUGAAGCAGGUGUCCCUUUCUUUUUCAUGAGCGGAAGUGAAUUUGACGAGAUGUAUGUUGGUGUGGGUGCAAGGCGUGUACGCGAUUUGUUUGCUGCUGCAAGACGCAAGGCACCCAGCAUUGUUUUUAUUGAUGAAAUUGACGCUAUUGGAUCCAAGCGGAAUCCAAAGGAUUCGACGUAUAUCAAGCAAACACUGAAUCAGCUCUUGGUGGAUUUGGAUGGAUUUUCACAAACAGAGGGAGUGAUCUUUAUUGCAGCAACCAACUUUCCUGAGCUUUUGGAUAAGGCAUUGGUGCGUCCUGGAAGAUUUGAUCGUAUGGUCAAUGUACCUUUACCUGAUGUACGCGGACGCAUGCAAAUUCUCAAGCAUCAUAUGAAAUCCGUUAUUGUCGCAUCCGAUGUGGACGUUUCGACGAUCGCACGUGGUACACCUGGUUUCAGUGGAGCAGAGCUUGCCAACCUUGUCAACAUUGCUGCUAUCCAAGCAAGUCGUGACAGUGUACGAGAGAUCCAAAUGCAGCAUCUUGAGUUUGCCAAGGAUAAGAUCAUUAUGGGUGCAGAGCGAAGAAGCGCUGUCAUUACCGAUGAGAGCAAAAAGUUGACAGCCUAUCAUGAAGGUGGCCAUGCCUUGGUCGCUUACUAUACGCCUGGAGCGAUGCCAUUGCAUAAAGCAACCAUUAUGCCACGAGGUCGAGCAUUGGGUAUGACAGUACAACUCCCGGAAAUGGAUAAGGAUUCAUUUUCAAGACGUGAAUAUCUUGCACAACUUGAUAUUUGUUUGGGAGGUCGAAUUGCAGAAGAGCUUAUCUUUGGUGAUGAAAACGUAACGAGUGGAGCACACAGCGAUAUCGUCAAGGCGACCGAGGUUGCUAAGCGUAUGGUGCGACAUUAUGGCAUGAGUGAAAGGAUUGGGCCUGUGGAUUACGACGAUGAAGCCAUGCAGUUUUUGAGCAGUGAUACCAAGCAGCUCAUUGAAGCAGAGAUCAAGUUGUUUGUGAUGGAAGCGGAGGGACGUGCACGUGAAGUCUUGACAAAACACAUGGAUGAAUUGCAUCGAUUAGCUAGUGCGCUCAUUGAGUAUGAAACGUUAACCCAAGAAGAGAUCAUUGACGUGAUCCAGAACAAACCCAUUCGUAAAUAG
This is a messenger RNA of Lichtheimia ornata, 2076 nucleotides long. RefSeq lists its product as uncharacterized. Gene Ontology annotation, molecular function: ATP-dependent peptidase activity; ATP hydrolysis activity; metalloendopeptidase activity. Gene Ontology annotation, cellular component: mitochondrial inner membrane. The transcript is spliced from 9 exons. The coding region runs from base 1 to 2076 and encodes 691 amino acids. Gene Ontology annotation, biological process: protein quality control for misfolded or incompletely synthesized proteins; mitochondrion organization. The record is from RefSeq and is a predicted model, not a curated record. Lineage: Eukaryota; Fungi; Mucoromycota; Mucoromycetes; Mucorales; Lichtheimiaceae.